GAUUUUGGUCCCUUUCUUCUCAAGCGGAUUGAAGAAGACGACCACCCAUCUGUCCUCAGGACAAACGACAAGAAGGAAGCGAGAAGGAGGGAGAAGGCGCUGAUGAUGAGGACUGGGUGCCUGCAGGCACAUGUGCUACUGCUUCCCGUGUUGUUGGCGAUGCCGUUCAUCUGCCUUGGAGAGGUGACGCUUGAGGAGGAUGAAGUGGGGGCGUUCCACAUUAACACCAGCGACCCCAUGAGCCAGCCUGUGUUCGUGAAUGGCGCGAAUGUCAAUGGGCUGUUCGAGACAACGGGCACCUUGUUUGAAACGGUGGACACGCUGCAGAGCACCACGUCGGCCCAGCAGAGCACAACCAAUGCCCAGCAGAGCACUAUCAAUUCGCUAUUUAGCACCGUGUCAGCGCAGCAGAGCACCAUCGAUGCCCAGCAGAGCACCACGUCGGCCCAGCAGAGCACAACCAAUGCCCAGCAGAGCACUAUCAAUUCGCUAUUUAGCACCGUGUCAGCGCAGCAGAGCACCAUCGAUGCCCAGCAGAGCACCACGUCGGCCCAGCAGAGCACAACCAAUGCCCAGCAGAGCACUAUCAAUUCGCUGUCGAGCGCUGUGUCAGCGCAGCAGAGCACCAUCACUUCAGUGCAGAGCGCUGUGUCAGCGCAGCAGAGCAUCAACGCCGACCUCUGCCAACUUAAAAGACGAGCUAGGACGUUUGAGCAAGUUGGCUCUCAAGGUGGAAAAUGGAUUGGAGGUGUAUUGGCCAACAACGGCCUGAUCUACGCCGCACCUCGAAACUCGCCCUCUGUGCUCAUCAUAGACCCGAACACGAACAUUGUCGAUACGACCGCAAUCUCCGGACUUGGAACGGGCACAGACAAAUGGGCCGGUGCUGUCCUGGCUCACAGCGGCCUCAUUUAUAUGUUUGCAUCAACAAGACAGUCAAUGCUCAUCAUCGACCCAGACACCAACGCCGCGGACACAUCAAGCAUCCACUCGCUUGGUUCUGGCAGCCACAAGUGGAUUAGUGGCGUGGUGGCCAGCGACGGCUUUAUCUUCGGCAUCCCGUACUUUGCCACUUCUGUGCUGAUCAUCGAUCCCGACACCAACACAGCCGACAUCACCACAUUGUCUGGGCUGUCGAGCCAAAUGCACAAAUGGUACGGCGGUGCGCAAGCAGACAACGGCCUCAUCUACUGCACGCCACGUGCGGCAGCAAAUGUCCUCAUCAUCAACCCAGAGUCCCUGACGAUGGACCUCACUACUAUCAAUGGCCUUGGCACGAACAACAAGUGGUAUGGUGGAGUGCUGGCAGGCAAUGGCCUCAUCUACACCAUUCCAGCCUACUCUGCAACGAUACUCGUCAUCAAUCCAGCCACGAACGCUACCGACGAGCUCGUUGUUGCAGAUACAGCUACCUCCGCAAGGUGGGUGGGUGGCGUGCUUGCACGCAACGGUAACAUCAUUGGCAUCCCACAUGGCUCCUCAUCAGUUCUCAUCUUCGAUCCAGCCACCAACGCCACCGACACAACAACCCUCACUCAUCUUGGCGGCGACAACAAAUGGUAUGAUGGCGUCCUCGCCCAGAAGAACGGCCUCAUCUACGGCAUUCCGCAUGAUGCUGAGUCCGUCCUCAUGAUCAACCCAGGAUGCUGAUGUGUGCGUGUGUGUGUCUAUCUGUGCCAGUGUGUCUGUGCCUAUGUGUCUAUGUGUGCUUGUGCGAGUUUGGUCAGGCUGUAUGCCCUUUCAAACUUGUCUCCCCU
Molecule: messenger RNA, 1757 nt
Organism: Salpingoeca rosetta
Lineage: Eukaryota; Choanoflagellata; Craspedida; Salpingoecidae
Exons: 1
Coding region: 103-1650 (515 amino acids)
Source: RefSeq, a predicted model, not a curated record